AUGUCACAACGGGAGACCUUUGAGGUCAUUGCUGACGAUGCUCGCGUUUGCAGAUAUUGCAACACUACAGUAUUCCUUUCGGCUUUGGCUUGUGCGCAUGGGAAAGCAGUAUGUCUCGAGCACAUUGACCACCUGUGUAGUAAAUGUCCUCCGUCGGAAUGUAUUCUGAAGUAUCGUUACACCGCUGAGGAACUCAGUGAAAUCGUCCACAAGUUAGAAGAACGUACAACCCUUUAUUUCGAUUGGAAAGAGCAAGUGGACAAUUUGUUGAACGAUUCCCGCACGAAACCAUGUACCAUUUUUGUUGAGCUUUUUUCAUAUUUGUCUUCUUAUUAG
Messenger RNA from Cooperia oncophora, 336 nucleotides. The record is from the annotation of a GenBank genome assembly. Lineage: Eukaryota; Metazoa; Nematoda; Chromadorea; Rhabditida; Trichostrongylidae.